AUGGGUAUCUCCUUGGCUGAAACUACUUCAGGUUGGACUUAUGGCCACUCAGAAACAACCAUGAACUGGACCAUGGCCAGACAGUGGUGCCAGACCAGUUUCACGGACAUGGUGGUGAUCCAGAGCCAGGAGGAGAACGACUAUCUGGUCUCCCAGCUACCAAACAGAAAGAAGAGCCCCUAUUACUGGAUCGGAAUCACCAAAACCCACAAGAAUGAAACGUGGACUUGGAUCGGCAACAACAGCACGUGGAUCGGCGAGCAUUCGUGGGCGCCUAACGAGCCCAACAACAACCACAGCACGGAGUUCUGUGUAGAGAUCUACGUCAACAGCUACGCAAACCGGGGGAAGUGGAACGACGAGAAAUGUGCCAAUUCAAAAUACGCAGUUUGUUAUCACGCUCAGUGUAAUUCAGCGUCAUGUGAAAGAGGAAGAUGCCAGGAGACCAUCAACAGCACAACCUGCCUCUGUGAACCUGGUUUUAAAGGAGACAGGUGUGAAACAGCUGAACAGUGUCCAGUUCUGAACCAGACUGACUUCCGCAGUGGAAGGAUGAACUGCAGCCACCCGACUGGACUUCACAGCUACAACUCCACCUGUGAGUUCCGGUGUGACGAAGGCUACAAGCUCAUUGGAGAGGACCAGAUACGCUGUAAUCACAGCGGCCAAUGGACGGCCAGCAUCCCAGUAUGCACAGCGGUGGAAUGUCCUCCUCUGCCUCAGCCUGAAAACGGCUACCUCAGCUGCUCAGGAGGAAACCAGGUCUUCAACACAACCUGUCAGUUUAAAUGCCAACUGGGUCAUCUCAUGAUCGGCCUGUCAACUGUUACCUGUGGGGUCUCCGGGGUCUGGAGCGGCCCGAGACCUGCUUGUGAAAGCAGCCUGAAGAGGUAA
Acanthochromis polyacanthus (spiny chromis) is the source of this 894-nucleotide messenger RNA. RefSeq names its product L-selectin. Lineage: Eukaryota; Metazoa; Chordata; Actinopteri; Pomacentridae. Gene Ontology annotation, cellular component: membrane; external side of plasma membrane. The transcript has 6 exons. The coding region runs from base 1 to 894 and encodes 297 amino acids. Gene Ontology annotation, biological process: heterophilic cell-cell adhesion; response to cytokine; leukocyte tethering or rolling. The record is from RefSeq and is a predicted model, not a curated record. Gene Ontology annotation, molecular function: oligosaccharide binding; sialic acid binding.